This is a messenger RNA of Malaclemys terrapin pileata, 2584 nucleotides long. RefSeq names its product tubulin tyrosine ligase like 12 (gene TTLL12). The record is from RefSeq and is a predicted model, not a curated record. Gene Ontology annotation, biological process: protein modification process. The transcript is spliced from 14 exons. NCBI's taxonomy places the organism in Eukaryota, Metazoa, Chordata, Testudines, Emydidae. Bases 156 to 2045 code for a protein of 629 amino acids.
CCCGGUUCACCAAUACGGCGGGAGCUCUGUGAUUUCCAGCCCCCGCGAGCAGCACAGGAAGCCCUUUCCCUUUAAAGCGAGUCCCCGCCCAGCAUGCUUUGGUGUCGUGCUACCGGACUCUCUCAGAGAGACGCCCCAGAGGCGGCAGCGGCAACAUGGAGGGGGAGAGCCCCGAGGAGUACAAGGCGUUCGCGGCCCUGCAUAGAGCGGCGCUGAGCGCCUCGGGGGUGCCCCCGCUGUACUGGGAGCGCCUGCGGCACAAGCUGGAGAACGAGGUGUUUGAUGCUGGUGAGUUUUUUGGAAUAAUGCAAGUAGAGGAAGUGGAGGAGGAGGAAGAAGAUGAUGAUGAAGAAGAAAUUGAAGACGAAUUGAAAAAGAAACCAAAUCCCGGAAACGAACUCUGUUACAAAGUUAUUGUAACCAAUGAGAAUGGACUACAAGCAGCAAAUCCCAAUAGCAUUUUCCUUAUCGACCAUGCCUGGACAUACCGUGUUGAACAUGCACGCCAGCAGCUGUUGCACGUUCCCGGUCUGCUUCACAGAAUGGCAAACCUCAUGGGAAUAGACUUUCACGGAGAGGUCGCGGAUGAGGGAGCUAUUGAGCAGGUGUUGCAAGAAAUGUGGAAAUACAACCAGACCUACCAGCUGUCUCAAGGGACUGCAGAGGAGAAGGUUCCUGUCUGGUAUAUUAUGGAUGAAUUUGGAUCCCGAAUUCAGCAUUCAGAUGAGCCUACCUUUGCAACUGCACCUUUGUUUUACAUUCCUCAGCAAAUUGCUUACACGGUUCUCUGGCCUUUAAGGGAUCUUGAAACUGGUGAGGAAGUGACUCGUGACUAUGCCUAUGGGGAAACUGAUCGUUUAAUCAGGAAGUGUAUGUUGUUGCCAUGGGCGCCUGCUGACGUAUUGGAUGUUAACUAUUCUACACCAGAACCAUCAGAAGAUCACUACCAGGCUAUUUUAAACAAAAACAACGAGAAACUACCUGUGGCUAUAAAUCCACCAGUUUAUGACCAGAAUAAAAUUUUCAAGGUCUACACAGACCUUCCCCAAAUCCUCAACAACUUGAAACACCCACGUUUUGAGUUCACCGAAGAUGAGGGAGAAGCAGACAUCCUCUACAACUUUUCCCACUUCAAAGAUUACAGGAAACUAAGUGAAGAGAGGCCCCAUGUGAUGUUGAAUCAGUUUCCAUGUGAGAAUCUCCUGACUGUCAAGGAUUGCCUAGCAUCCAUAUCUAGACGAGUUGGAGGAAUGGAGGGGCCAAAAUGGCUGCCUCGUACUUUUAACCUUCACACGGAAUUACCCCAGUUCAUCAGCUAUUUUCAGCAACGUGAGAGGAGGGGAGAAGACAAUCACUGGAUAUGCAAACCGUGGAACUUGGCCAGAAGCCUAGACACCCACAUCACCAACAAUCUUAACAACAUCAUCAGGCACAGGGAAAGCAGCCCGAAGGUAGUGUCUAAGUAUAUUGAGAAUCCAGUAUUGUUUCAUCGGGAAGAUGUGGGGAUGGUUAAAUUUGACAUUCGUUACGUUGUGCUUCUGCGAUCCGUAAAGCCACUCAAGCUGUAUGCUUAUGAUGUUUUUUGGCUGCGGUUCUCAAAUCGCGCAUUUUCACUUGAUGACUUGGACGACUAUGAGAAGCAUUUUACUGUCAUGAACUAUGCUUCUGGUGUAACCUUAAAACAGGUUCACUAUGAUGAAUUUAUUCCUCUGUUUGAGAAGCAGUAUCCUGAAUAUUCCUGGAAAACUGUGCAAGCAGAGAUUUUUAAGGCAUUUGCUGAAUUAUUCCAAGCUGCUUCAGCUAAACCUGCACCGUUUGGCAUCUGUGAUUAUCCAUCAUCGCGAGCAGUAUAUGCCAUUGACCUGAUGCUUAAGUGGGAUACUACCAGAGAUGGGAAAAGAACUAUGCAACCUCAGGUCCUGGAGGUGAACUUCAACCCUGACUGUGAUAGAGCCUGCAAAUACCACCCUACCUUUUUUAAUGAUGUCUUCAGCACCCUAUUUCUGGAUGAAACAAAUAAUUGUCAUGUGACAUACGUUGUUUAGGCCUAGAAGACGCGACUUGGUUAUUUGUUUCCUUUAGAGAUAUGCUUAACAGCAAUAUUUGCAUAAGCAGCUCAUAGAACUGAAAUAUAAUUAUUUUCCUAUAAUGGUAAUGAAGAAAAACUUUUAUCAGCUGAAUGGGUAUAUACUGUACUUGUAAUCAGUUGUCUGCGUUUUCUUGUCUUGUUUAGUUCUAAUCAUCAACUUAUGUUGACUUAAAUGUCUUAUUGAAGCCCAGAAAAGUAUAAUAGUAACUAGAGCAAUCAGCUGUUGUUUCUUAGGUAGCCUAGUAUACCUUAUUUGCAUAGCAGGAAGUGUUGUACAAAUUUUCUGUGUCUGCAUUAGAGUAAUAAUUUCCUGUAUCAAAAUGUUUGAGGUCAUGCAUCAUCUCUUCCUCUCUGUAUAAUACCAUUGUCUUCAAGCACUAAUAUGCUUUAUUCCACAAAUUGAUGUAAAGCAACUUACUUUAGGGUUGCAUCUGAUAACUCCAAUGAGCGAACAUUUAUUAAGCUUGUUUGUAAUAAAGUAUUACAGCAACAUUA